AUGACUGAGCGAAAACUUUCCCUAAAAACUAUUGACUGGGUAGCUUUUGGGAAAAUAAUACCCCAAAACCAAAAGGCUAUUGCUAACUCCCUGAAAACCUGGAAUGAGACCUUCACCUCCAGGUUGGCUGCACUUCCCGAGAACCCGCCAGCUAUUGACUGGGCAUACUACAAGGCCAGCGUGGCCAAGGCAGGCUUGGUGGAUGACUUUGAGAAGAAGUCUAAUGCCCUGAAAGUUUCUGUGCCAGAGGGUAAAUACACUGUCCAGGUGUACACUGAAGAAAAGGAAGAUGUGAAAAGUUGUGCUGAGUUUGUGUCGCUCUCAAAGGCCAGGAUUGAAGAAUAUCAGAAACAGCUGGAGAAGAUGAAGAACAUAAUUCCAUUUGAUCAGAUGACCAUUGAGGACUUGAAUGAUGUCUUCCCAGAAACCGUAUUAGACAAGAAGAAGUACCCCUAUUAG
Messenger RNA from Tupaia belangeri chinensis (Chinese tree shrew), 459 nucleotides. RefSeq names its product ATP synthase subunit d, mitochondrial. Gene Ontology annotation, molecular function: proton transmembrane transporter activity. Gene Ontology annotation, biological process: proton motive force-driven ATP synthesis. The transcript has a single exon. NCBI's taxonomy places the organism in Eukaryota, Metazoa, Chordata, Mammalia, Scandentia, Tupaiidae. The coding region runs from base 1 to 459 and encodes 152 amino acids. The record is from RefSeq and is a predicted model, not a curated record.